UAUAAUAACAAGUUGUACUCAAGUGCUUGCACCAUUUUUGUAGCACGGGUAAUUUUAUUUUUGAGGUCAUUACAUUACAACACGAUUUCGCCCGAUGCGCAACCGAACAAGACACGAACGUCAUCCGAAACGGAAAGAAGGGCGAUGUUGCAUUAGCGAAGAAAGACAGCUGUCGUAUCAUUUUCAGCUGAUUUUUGUGUACGCAUCGCGGACGCUGCAAACUCAAACAGCUAUCGAAACCUUUCGCAACGGUACACGUUCCUCGGUUGUAGUCGCGUACAAAGUAUUUCUGUCGUGAGAGUAGUGCGACGCAGCAGGCCAGGACCGAGAGUUUCGCAGCGACGAACAAAGGGAGAUGGUCUAUUGAGCGCGGGUGGUGCGUAUCGGGCGGCCGUGACGUCACUCGGCCAAGGCGUCGAGGCCGAUGCGGCGGGCGCGCUCGUGAUCUCGGCGCUCCGACGAGCGCGGCGAGUGGGUGCAGCGGAGCGGGCCAGCCUGGCCUCCACUGACUCGGGCGACGAGGGCGCUGGGCACCGGCCGCCGCGCAAGCGGACCCGCAGGCUGUCGCCGCCCGCCCGGCCCGCAGACAUGCACCAGCCCUGUACCAACGGCGCGCCACCGCCGCCGCCGCACCAUGUCAAUGGCGACACUGCGACACGUAAUGGCGACCUGCAGCCGCCUGGCCUGCGGAUGAGUCAGACGGACCAGGAGAUCGUGCGCCUUAUAGGCCAGCACCUCCUCUCUAUUGGGCUUGAGCGCAGCGCGGCGCUGCUGAUGGAGGAGUCGGGGCUGCACCUGGAGCACCCGGCGGCCGCCACGUUCCGGCAGCACGUGCUGGCCGGCGACUGGGUCAAGGCCGACCACGACCUGCGCGCGCUGCACGACCUGCUGCGGGACUCGCCGCACGUCGACCCACACAGUCUCGCAGAGAUGAAGUUCGUGGUGCUGGAGCAGAAGUACCUGGAGCACCUGGAGGCGGGGCGCGUGCUGGACGCGCUGCACGUGCUGCGCAACGAGCUGACGCCGCUGCAGUACGACACGCCGCGCGUGCACCGCCUGUCCGCGCUCAUGAUGUGCGCCGACGCGCGCGAGCUGCAGCAGCGCGCGCACUGGCCCGGCUCCGGCGCGCACUCGCGCGCCAACGUGCUCGCGCGCGUACAGUCGGUGCUGCCGCCGACGCUGAUGAUGGCGCCGGGUCGUCUCCGCGCGCUGCUGUCGCAGGCGACGCUGCACCAGGCGUCGCGCUGUCGGUUCCACGCGGCGCCGCGUCCGUCCGCCAACCCGGAGAAUAUCCCCUUCUCCCUACUGGCAGACCACCACUGCUCCGCGGAUCACUUCCCGAUACACUCGCUGCAGGUGCUGAAUGAGCACUGCGACGAGGUGUGGUACUGUAAAUGGUCGCCAGAUGGCUCUCGCCUCGCUUCUGGUUCCAAGGACAACACUGUCAUGAUCUGGGACUUCGACCCCGUGGCCAAGCGCCUCACCUUCAGGAAGUCCCUGGAAGGCCACACAUACGGCGUGUCGUUCCUAGCGUGGAGUCCGGACGGUCGUUAUCUGAUCGCGGCCGGCCCUGAGGACUGCCCCGACCUCUGGAUAUGGAAUAUGGAGACGGAGCAGUUGCACCUGAAGAUGACUCACUCCCAGGAGGACUCCCUGACGGCGGUGGCGUGGCACUCCACGUCCGACAAGUUCGUGUGUGGCGGCGCGCGGGGACAGUUCUACCACUGCAGCCUCGACGGCAGCCUGCUGAACAGUUGGGACGGCGUGCGCGUGAACGCGCUGGCGUGUCGCGCGGACGCGCGCGCCGUGCUGGCCGCCGACACGCACCACCGCGUGCGCGCGUACGACUUCACCGACCUCUCCGACCGGAACCUUAUCCAGGAGGAGCACGCAGUGAUGGCGAUGACAGUGAACCAGGCCGACACGCUACUACUGCUCAACGUGGCCAACCAGGGCGUGCAUCUAUGGGACAUACGUGCGCGGGCGCUGGUGCGUCGGUUCCGCGGCCUGAGUCAAGGUCACUUCACCAUCCACGCCUGCUUCGGCGGAGCGCAUCAGGACUUCAUCGCCUCCGGGAGCGAGGAUAACAAGGUGUACAUCUGGCACAUAGCGGGCGAGGAGCCCAUCGCGGUGGUGUCGGGCCACACGCGCUGCGUCAACUGCGUGUCGUGGAACCCCGUGCACCACGACGUGCUGGUGUCGGCCUCCGACGACUACUCGCUGCGCCUGUGGGGCCCGCGCACGCACCACUCCUAGUACCUGGGUGAGGCUCGCUCGGCCCGUAGCCCGCGCGGCGCCGCCCGUACUACUGCUGGCUGCGUGUUGCAGGGACGCGGUGUCCGCCGGGGGUCAUCUGCCAGCGCCAGUGUAACUCUCUGCACUGCAAGCUGGAGCUGGCCCCGCCGCUCGGGCCCGCGCCGCUACCUGCGCCCCCCGCUGCGCCCGCGCCGGGGGCGGAGCCCCAACCUGAGCCCGAGUCUCGCCGCAUGCCUGGGGCUGCGCCCUGAACGUGCCUCCACUGCUCUGUGGAUGCCGACGGGCCUCAAGCUCACACGUGUGUUGGAUAUACGCCACGGAAUCACGACUAGUGCACGUCGCCGACUGACGAUAUUUGAUCUAAAUAGUGUGACAUUGUGUAAUCUGUGUGCGCUGGAACUAAUUUACUCUAUUAUUCAUACUUAAAUAAGUCAUGUAUCGAGACCGGGACCAUCCGACGUCCGGUUCCAUGUAACGAUUGCUCGUAGUAUGUAGUGGUGGUUGGCCCCGCGAUGUAAGAGCCGGCGCCGCCUCGGAUAGUGCCCGCGAGGCAGUAGUCCGUACUGUAUACUGUACGCGAUGUACUGGCCACUGAAACUGUGUAACUUAUGUUUACUGUAAUGUGAGUGAAUAUAGCGCGAGUACACGCGGUGCGGCGGCGCGG
This is a messenger RNA of Spodoptera litura, 2920 nucleotides long. RefSeq names its product WD repeat-containing protein 26. Gene Ontology annotation, biological process: proteasome-mediated ubiquitin-dependent protein catabolic process. Gene Ontology annotation, cellular component: GID complex. The record is from RefSeq and is a predicted model, not a curated record. Gene Ontology annotation, molecular function: protein binding. Lineage: Eukaryota; Metazoa; Arthropoda; Insecta; Lepidoptera; Noctuidae.